AAAUUGAGAAAAAGAAUAACGAAAAAGAGGAAAGGAGAGGAAGCGGCUAGGAGAGCGCCACGAUGAAUAAAUUGAGAACUGUGCGAUCUGAAGAAACUUUGGGAUGAUGAAUAAAAAAUUGGGGUGCAAGCUGGCGGUGGAAAUUGAAGAGCAGAGGAGGAAGAAUGGGCGAUCACUACUCGCUGUUGGGAUUGACAAGGAAUGCGAGCAAACAAGAAAUUAAAGAAGCCUUCAGGAAACUGGCGGUGAAGCUGCACCCAGACAAGCAUUCCCACUCUUCUAAGGCCGUCAAGGACUCCGCCACCCUCCGAUUCAAGCAGGCCUCCGAAGCCUAUCAGGUCCUCAUUGACGAUCGCAAGCGCGCCGACUAUAAUUUCCGAACCUCCUCCGCCUCCUCCACCGCUUACGGUUACGGUUACGGUUAUAGUAAUUAUAACAACCGCAGAUAUGCUUCUGCUUCUAAAACCUCCAGCUUUGAGAAUCUUGUUCGCUAUCUCACCACUCGGGCUUUCCUUCUCAACGUGUCCGUCGCAGGGUGCCUGUUCUCUCUUGUCCAACUUAGUUGCUGUUUGAACAUUCUUUUACUUUACUUCAGCUUCUUGCUAAGAAAUGUAACAACAGGUUUAUGUUUCUUAUCGGAAUUUUAUGCAGGGCUCUAUUCGGUGGCGUGGCUGUCGUUAAUAUGGGAUGGGAUGCCUUAUGGAAGAUACGUAAUUCUGGGAAAUCAUUUGAAGAAGCAAUGGAAUCUGUCGAAAAAGCCAAAGCACAAAAAGAGAAGCUGUAGGAGGUGGUCAUUGUGUUUCUGGUUUGUAUUCAGCUAACAAUACUUGAGUUCUUCUAGGUCAGAUCAACACGUAUAUGUGCACAUAAAAGCAUAGAGUUGUUAUUAGUUAUGAAGACAGAAUAUGUUACUGAAAAAUCAUCUGUGUUACCUUCUUACAUUUGAUUCAUUUUGUUUUCUGUGUCCAGUA
Fragaria vesca subsp. vesca is the source of this 971-nucleotide messenger RNA. Its product is annotated as chaperone protein dnaJ 72-like. The transcript has 2 exons. The record is from RefSeq and is a predicted model, not a curated record. Bases 165 to 821 code for a protein of 218 amino acids. NCBI's taxonomy places the organism in Eukaryota, Viridiplantae, Streptophyta, Magnoliopsida, Rosales, Rosaceae.